GAGAGUCUACAAGCAGGAGACGGGAUGCUCAGCACUUCCAAACCCUUGGCUUUCUCGAUCGAGCGAAUUAUGGCCCGGACUCCGGAACCCAAGCGGCUUCCUUCGCCACCCGCGCUGCCAGGCUCGCUGUGCAAGGGCGAGCCCAAGCAUGUGUUCCACCUGAACUCCUCGGUGCCCUGCAUGAUCCCCCUGGUGCCCUUGGCCUACGACCCUCGCUCCAAAGUUGGCCCCGGCGGCUCGGAGCCCCGCAAGAGCCAGCCGGAGAGUCCCUACGCGUGCGGCCGAGCGGCCGGCGGCAGGCUCUCGCCUCCGCUGGAGCAGUACAGGGUCAUCCGGCCGCGGGUGGUGCACCAGUCCUCCUUCCAAGCCAUGGGGGCCCUGUGCUACCUCAACUGCGGCGAGAGCCCGUGCCCCUCGCCGGCCACCAUCUUCAACAUGCACCCGAUGGCCUCUUACCUGCUGGGCUCCCCGCUGGGGCUGCCCCAGAAAGCGGUGCUCGGUGACCGGAACAAGCUGGUGCUGCAGCCGCCGCCCCCACCCCCGCCGCCGGUCGGAGCGGAGCGGUUCCCCGCCGCGGCGUUCAAGGAGCUCUCGCCCGCUCAGCUGCAGCAUUAUGUCAAGGAGAGCGCCCAGUUCCUGUCGGAGAAACUCCACCUGAAGCAUUCCUCCAAACUCAGCAACUCCUCGCAGAACAGCAAGCCCAAAGUGUUCACCUGUGAAGUCUGCGGCAAGGUCUUUAAUGCACAUUAUAAUUUAACCCGUCACAUGCCGGUGCACACUGGGGCUCGCCCAUUCGUUUGCAAAGUGUGCGGCAAGGGAUUCCGUCAGGCCAGCACGCUGUGCCGACACAAGAUCAUUCACACCCAGGAGAAACCGCACAAAUGCAACCAAUGUGGAAAAGCGUUUAACAGGAGUUCCACACUCAACACUCACACCCGAAUCCACGCGGGCUACAAACCCUUUGUCUGCGAGUUCUGUGGGAAAGGUUUUCACCAAAAAGGGAACUACAAGAACCACAAACUGACGCACAGCGGGGAGAAGCAGUUUAAAUGCAGCAUCUGCAACAAAGCUUUCCACCAAAUCUACAACCUCACCUUCCACAUGCACACUCACAACGACAAGAAACCCUUCACCUGCUCUGCCUGCGGCAAAGGCUUCUGCCGGAACUUUGACCUUAAAAAGCACGUCCGGAAAUUACAUGAUAACUGCCCGGGACCCCGUCCCUCCGCGGCGGACAUGUCGGGAGAGGAGCAGACUCGGAAAUAA
Molecule: messenger RNA, 1266 nt
Organism: Hemiscyllium ocellatum (epaulette shark)
Lineage: Eukaryota; Metazoa; Chordata; Chondrichthyes; Orectolobiformes; Hemiscylliidae
Gene: fezf1
Product: FEZ family zinc finger 1
Exons: 4
Coding region: 25-1266 (413 amino acids)
Biological process (GO): regulation of transcription by RNA polymerase II
Molecular function (GO): DNA-binding transcription factor activity, RNA polymerase II-specific; RNA polymerase II cis-regulatory region sequence-specific DNA binding
Source: RefSeq, a predicted model, not a curated record